Messenger RNA from Carassius gibelio (silver crucian carp), 1971 nucleotides. It is a transcript of the gene lctla, whose product is annotated as lactase-like a. The transcript is spliced from 15 exons. The record is from RefSeq and is a predicted model, not a curated record. Gene Ontology annotation, biological process: carbohydrate metabolic process. Bases 171 to 1838 code for a protein of 555 amino acids. Lineage: Eukaryota; Metazoa; Chordata; Actinopteri; Cypriniformes; Cyprinidae. Gene Ontology annotation, molecular function: beta-glucosidase activity.
UUGAAACUCAAAAAUGUGGUGUCCAAAUGCACCGCAGACAUACCUGGCUUGUUUGGCUAGUCCGGGGACCUUAGUAAAGAUGUUCAUGUCAGCUCGUGGUGGCCACUAAGACGGUCCUUAAAUACAGCAGGUGCUACUGGUGAAAAACAAACCCAUAUGAGAAUAAGAGGAUGCUACAACACAGUGUGCUGAGGAUAUGCCAAUUUCUUCUUUUGGCCCUGUGCAUUUUUGCCAGUGAAGACUUUGACUGGACGAAGAAUGAAAUGGGAUCAUUUCAAUAUGGCACAUUUCCUUCAGGAUUCUCCUGGGGCGCUGGCAGCUCAGCAUAUCAAACAGAAGGAGCAUGGGAUAAAGACGGAAAAGGAAAGAGCAUCUGGGAUGUGUUUUCCCACAAAAGAGGGAAAAUUCACCUAAACGACACUGGUGACUCUUCCUGUGAAGGCUAUUACAAAAUAAAGGAUGAUAUCGCACUGAUGAAAGACAUGAAGCUGAACCACUAUCUAUUUUCCAUCUCCUGGCCAAGGAUUCUGCCCAGUGGCAUUAAGAAUGACUACAUCAAUGACAAAGGGAUAGAGCACUAUAACAACUUAAUUAAUAUGCUUCUGGAGAACAGAAUCACGCCGAUUGUGACACUGUACCACUGGGACUUACCUCAGGCUCUGGAGGAGAAAUAUGGAGGUUGGCAAAAUGCCAGUAUGGUCAAUUUCUUCAACGAUUUUGCCAAUCUGUGUUUUGAGAGAUUUGGCAAUCGCGUCAAAUACUGGAUCACCUUCAACAAUCCUUGGUCAGUUGCAGUGGAGGGUUAUGAGACUGGAGAACAUGCUCCUGGUCUGAAGAUGAAGGGUACUGGUGCCUAUAAUGCUGCCCACAACAUCAUUAAGGCUCAUGCUAAGGUCUGGCACACAUACGAUGCCCAGUGGCGAAACAAACAGAAAGGUAUGGUGGGCAUCUCCCUGUCAGCUAACUGGGGAGAACCAGUGGACAUCACCAAUCAGCGCGAUAUAGAAGCCGCUGAAAGAUAUGUCCAGUUCUACUUGGGUUGGUUUGCCACACCACUCUUCCAUGGAGACUAUCCUCAAAUAAUGAAAGACUACAUAGGUAGGAAGAGUGCCCAGCAGGGCCUAAGUAGCUCUCGUCUGCCUACUUUCAGCCCUCAUGAGAAAAGUUAUGUCAGAGGCACUUGUGACUUCCUGGGUAUCAGUCACUUCACUACGCGCUACAUCACACAAAAGAACUUUCCUUCCAACCGUGGAAACAGCUACUUCACUGACCGUGACCUGGCUGAGCUGGUAGACCCACAGUGGCCUGAUCCUGGAUCAGAGUGGCUCUACUCUGUGCCAUGGGGUUUCCGCCGUCUGCUUAGCUUUGUUAAGACACAGUAUGGAGACCCCGUCAUAUACGUGACAGGAAAUGGUGUAUCAGAGAAGAUGAUGUGCACAGAACUGUGUGAUGACUGGAGAAUGCAGUACUUGAGAGAUUACAUCAAUGAAAUGCUCAAAGCGGUUAAAGAUGGAGUGAAUGUGAAAGGCUACACAGCUUGGUCAUUGCUUGACAAGUUUGAGUGGGAUGAGGGCUACUCUGAAAGAUUUGGCCUGUACUACGUGGACUUUGGCAGCAAAAAUAAAGCACGCUACCCCAAAGCAUCAGUUCAAUACUACAAGCGCAUCAUCAGCUCGAAUGGUUUCCCUAAUCAGAGAGAGAUUGAAAGCUGGAAAAGAAAGGCACUGGAAACAUGCACCUCAAGCAACCAGCUCCUUGCGGCAGCUAGAAGAAAAUCCAAGGAAAAUAAGGAACAUGCAGAUAUGCCAAAGGUUUGGCCUGUGCAUGAUGAAGUUUAGAUCCACUGAUCAGCCACAUGGAGAUGGUCACAGAGAUUGUCGUCCCCACCGUGUGCACUCUCUGCAUUCUCCUCAGUGCAGUUUUCCUCAUGUUUCUGCUUAGAACACGAUUAUAAAACAGACUGCUUCACAU